AUGGACCCUUUCGACCCUGACGCAAUCAUCCACGUGCUCUCGAGAUGCGAGGCUUGCCAAAUGGGACAGGUCGGGACUCGCGUGUGCGUCGAGAAAGGGCACCACGCGACGGUGGCCAGCGUCAAGAGGUCCGCCCGGGGGUCUAACUUCGUGGACCCUUACACCGAGGAGGAGGUCGACGCGCGAUACCGCCUCAUGUUGAAGCCCGGCGAGCCUCUUCACAUCAUCAAAACCAACGCCGUCAUCGAUGGUGCCGUCAAGUUCGCCCCGGGGACGGUGUUCCAGCAGCCCCCAAACACCAAGAGCCAGACCCUGCUCGGCUGCUUCAAGAACGGAGUCCCCUUGCACGACUUCGUCCUGGGGGGAAACAACAGCGGGGCCGCCGCCGCCGCCGCCCUCGCCAAAAAGGAGAGGGAGCUCGAGAUGGACGACAGACAGCCCAAGCGGAGGGCUCUCUCCCAGGGCCUUAACCCGGGGUCCGCGAAGAAGGGGCCGGUGGCGCCAAUGGUGACGGUCAAGAAGCCCCCCACGGCGACGACACCGACCGCGACCGCAACGCUGUCGGAGAAGGCGGCGGUGCAGGGUCUGUCGGGAGUCACCUCCCAGUACUUCACUCGGGCAGAGCUGGAAGAGCUAGAGGCGGAGGAGGAGGGCACGGGCAGGCCCGGCAAGCGCCAAGGGACCAGAAGCAGUUCGGUGGCAGGGCAAUCACACGCCGGAAACGGGGCUGUCUGGGAUGGCACCCCUGCCGCUGCGCAGGGUGCGGACAGCGCGACGCAGCUGGAGCUGCUGUCGGCCGCUGAGGGCGAGCUACGAGUUGCCUUUGACGCGCACAUGAAAUACCUCUCCGAGGUGGAGGAGGCGAAAAGGGCGGAAAUGGCGGCGUUCCAACGAGCGGGGGAGGCGGCCUUGCAGAACAUGGAGCGGUCUCGCAAGGCUACAACGGACGACGGGCUUCGGCUGCACAAGGCAUUCCUGAACCAGCGCCAGCGCAUCACUCGCCUCCGAAUGGAGGAAGUGGACCAGGAGCGUGCCCGGAAUCAGGUGGAGAGCGAAAAGCGCGAGGCCAGACUCAAGGCGGAGAAGGAGGCCCUCUCCCGCGCCUGCGAGCAGGAGGCGGCGGAGCUGGGCAACGCCUGGGCCGUUGUUGAGGCGGCGGCGGGGUUUGCACCGGAAGGAGGCGGUAGCGGUGGUGGCGACGGCGGCAACAAUAACGGGGACAAGAUGCAACACCUGGUGGCGGCGGCGGCCGGGGGGGGGGGCGGGGGUGGUGGCGCCGGCCCUGCUGGGCAGAACGGCGUUGUUGGCGCUGCCGGUGCCGAGGCCGUGAACGGUAGCGGGGAGGGGGGAGGGCAGUCACCGCCUGGUUUGCUUCCGGGGAUUGCGGGAGAGGGGAAUGGCACGGUCGGGGAGUAA
Messenger RNA from Ectocarpus siliculosus, 1416 nucleotides. Lineage: Eukaryota; Phaeophyceae; Ectocarpales; Ectocarpaceae. The record is from the annotation of a GenBank genome assembly.